This is a messenger RNA of Blastomyces gilchristii SLH14081, 228 nucleotides long. RefSeq lists its product as uncharacterized. The coding region runs from base 1 to 228 and encodes 75 amino acids. The transcript has a single exon. The record is from RefSeq and is a predicted model, not a curated record. NCBI's taxonomy places the organism in Eukaryota, Fungi, Ascomycota, Eurotiomycetes, Onygenales, Ajellomycetaceae.
AUGGCAACAGACAGCUGCUUGGGUUGUAUCGGCCAGUACGCACGGCGACAUUGGCUGCUUGGCGGGCUCUGGGCAUUUCGGUCAGCAUGGCAUGUGAUUGGGCUGGAACUGGUCAUACGACUAAAUUACAGUCUCGUCAUUACAUCCGAUAAUACAGAUUAUUACAAUGGAGGGAAAAGCAAGAUGCCGAAAAUUACGUCAAACCAGGCCAGAGUUGGGAAAAGGUAA